Molecule: messenger RNA, 2202 nt
Organism: Diceros bicornis minor
Lineage: Eukaryota; Metazoa; Chordata; Mammalia; Perissodactyla; Rhinocerotidae
Product: disintegrin and metalloproteinase domain-containing protein 21-like
Exons: 1
Coding region: 1-2202 (733 amino acids)
Biological process (GO): proteolysis; male gonad development
Cellular component (GO): sperm head plasma membrane; plasma membrane; external side of plasma membrane
Molecular function (GO): metalloendopeptidase activity
Source: RefSeq, a predicted model, not a curated record
AUGAGGCUGGCAGAGGCCCAGGUCACGCUGAGGACGCCCCUCUUGCUGCUUGGGCUCUGGGCGUCGCUGGCUCCAGUCCAGCGCUCUCAAGGACAUCCCUCAUGGCGCUACAUCUCCACCGAGGUGGUGAUUCCCAAGAAGGAGUCGCAGCAUGGCAAAGGCAUACAGAUGCCAGGCUGGCUCUCCUACAGCCUGCAUUUUGGGGGCCAGAGACACGUGAUCCACAUGCGGCGCAAGAAACUCUUUGUGCCCAGAGAUCUGCUGCUGAUGACUCAGGAUGACCAAGGAGCCUUACAGAUGGACUACCCCUUCGUGCCUCUAGGCUGCUAUUACCUUGGCUACCUGGAGGAGGUUCCUUUCUCCAUGGUCACCAUGGACACGUGCUAUGGGGGUCUCAAAGGGAUCAUGAAGUUGGACGACCUUGCCUAUGAAAUCAGACCCCUCAAGGAUUCCCAAAGGUUUGAACACAUUGUUUCUCAGAUAGUGGCAGACCGAAAUGCAAUGGGACCUACCUAUAGACUGGGGUAUGAGGAGAGGGACCCCCUGUUCUCUCAGGCAAAUGCCAGUGAGGUGCCCAGGAUCUCUAGCAAGCUCUAUGCAUCCCACAGAGGACUGAUCAGAGGCCUUCUCAUGAGCUCAAGGUCGAUAUAUAAUGUGUACAACAAUGUAACAAACUGUGCAAUAUUUAUGAUAAAUCUAGCCAGUUUGAUUGACACAAUGUAUCAAAGUCUUGAUAUAGGUUUCUAUGUUAGCUGCGUACUCGUUUAUAAUCAGAGAGAUCCAACUGAGCUAACCGUCCUUCAGGUGCCAGGCAGUCCCUUUUUUCAGUAUUUUGAGCGUUCGUUGUAUAGAACUCUGAAUCCACAUUCAAGCAUAUUAGUGAAUCAAGAGGGGCCCCACGAACUUCAGUUUAAUCCAGUCCUAUAUGCUAUGUGCAACGCGCAAAAUCUCAUCAUGGUGGGUUCUCUAUACAGACAUUAUUUAUUGCUGUCUAUCAUUUCAAGCCAACAGAUUGGGAGAACGCUUGGUCUGUAUUAUGAUGAAUCCACUUGCAUUUGCCAGAGAAGGACUACCUGCAUCAUGAACAGAUACCCUGUGCUGACAGAUGUCUUUAGUAACUGUUCCUUUGAACAUACACAGCACAUAGUUGGCAACAAUGUAGCGAAAUGCAUAUUCAGCAGUCACAUGUUGUAUCACAAUAAAAGUCUGACACAUGCCCGUUGCGGAAACUACAUAGUGGAUAUCGGGGAGCAGUGUGACUGCGGCUCCUUCAAGCAGUGUUACAGCAACCAGUGCUGCAACAGUGACUGUCGCUUGACGCCUGGAAGCGCCUGUAACACAGGCAGAUGCUGCGCAAACUGCACCUACGCCCCCGUGGGGACUCUCUGCAGACCAAUCCAAAAUAUAUGUGAUCUUCCGGAGUACUGCGGAGGGGUGUCCUUGGAAUGCCCCUCAGACUUUUAUCUGCAAGAUGGAACCCCGUGUACUGAAGAGGGCUAUUGCUAUCACGGAAAUUGCACUGACCGCACCGUGCAUUGCAAAGAAAUCUUUGGUGAAACCGCUGUGAAGGCUCCAGAUAGCUGCUAUACCAUAAACAGAAAAGGCCAUCGAUACGGACACUGUCGAAGAGCUGAAGAGGAAGUCAGAUUUCAGGCCUGUGCAGAAGCAGAUAUUCUGUGUGGAAGGCUGCAGUGUAUCAAUGUCACUCACCUUCCCCAGCUACAGGAACAUGUCGGCUUCCAUCAGUCUCUCAUCUCAGGUCACUUGUGUUUUGGAGUGGAUUCACACCGUUCCACAGGAGCAACGGAUGUGGGUCACGUGAGAUCUGGUACCCUCUGUGCUCCUGGAAGGUUCUGUGACAAUACCUAUUGCAAUGGUACUAUGGAACAAAUAAAUUACGACUGUGUCCCUCACAAAUGCAGUCUUAGAGGAAUCUGCAACAAUCUGAGGAACUGUCACUGCCAUGUGGGGUGGGAACCUCCACGGUGCAUACAGAGAGGUGCGGGAGGGAGUGUAGACAGCGGACCCCCUCCACGAAGAGUGCGGACAGUGUCGCACAGCCAGGAGUCAGUGAUAUAUCUGAGAGUGGCCUUUGGCCGCAUUUACGCCUUCAUAACUGUGCUCCUCUUUGGAGUGGCCACAAAUGUAAGAACUAUCAAGACCAUUGAAGUUAAGGAAGUGACAGUUGAUGAAAUUAAAUAG